Molecule: messenger RNA, 357 nt
Organism: Dendrobium catenatum
Lineage: Eukaryota; Viridiplantae; Streptophyta; Magnoliopsida; Asparagales; Orchidaceae
Product: major pollen allergen Ole e 10-like
Exons: 4
Coding region: 1-357 (118 amino acids)
Source: RefSeq, a predicted model, not a curated record
AUGGCUGCUGCGGGAACUUGCGGCCGCGAAAACCCUAGCCAAUACUAUGUGAAGGUGGAUGGAUGCCAAGCCAGUCCCCAGUUGCCUGAGAAAACUUGGUGUGUGGCAAAUCCUUCUACCAAAGAAGCAGAGCUUCAGAACAACAUUGAAUUCGUCUGUUCCAAACUUGAUUGCAGUUUGAUUCAGAUUGGUGGCCUUUGCUUCGUCCCUGAAACCAAAAUUUCUCAUGCUUCUGUUGCCAUGAACCUUUAUUACCAAUCCAUGGGAAGAAAUUCAUGGAACUGUCAUUUCGGUGGUUCGGGCUUAAUCGUUUCUACUGAUCCAAGUUAUGAUGGAUGCAAGUAUGAAUGUUUUUAG